This is a messenger RNA of Salvia miltiorrhiza (redroot sage), 1609 nucleotides long. RefSeq names its product zinc finger protein CONSTANS-LIKE 2-like. Gene Ontology annotation, biological process: regulation of flower development. Gene Ontology annotation, molecular function: protein binding. Lineage: Eukaryota; Viridiplantae; Streptophyta; Magnoliopsida; Lamiales; Lamiaceae. Gene Ontology annotation, cellular component: nucleus. The record is from RefSeq and is a predicted model, not a curated record. The transcript is spliced from 3 exons. Bases 202 to 1116 code for a protein of 304 amino acids.
UCAAGUCGUUCCCUCGUCGAAGCUCUUCCCUCCCACACCCCAAAUUGCACUUCUCUUUCUACAACUAGUGCGUGUGAGAGAAAACUAGUGGAAAAUGGGAUUCUUGUCAUCUUGCUCCAGCUACGGACAAGAGGUUUGAUUAAAGAAAAGACCCAUCUGUCCUCACCCCGUGCCCACAUUUUUUUCGAAUUUCAUUGCUCCAUGUCUUCGGAUAUGUAUGUGUUCGACAACUCCUUCUACUCCGAUCAAUUCUCGCCGUUCCUCGACUCCGCCGCCAUCGACGCCUUCGGAAUCUUCCAGGAAAACGAUGAGAGCGCCGCCAGUCUGCACCAAUUGGCGUCGGCUCUGCUGUCGUCGUCGCCGCCCAGCGCCGAGCUCCAGAAUCUGUCGCUGUCGCACCUCGCGCCGGAGGUGAAGACGGAGGAAUGCCAGCUCGGAUUCAACAACAACUCCUUCUCACCGCACGAAACCGCAUUGAAGCUAAUGCACAGGAGCUACAGCAGCAGCAGCUUCGACAACUCCCGCGCCGAUUUCUCCUUCCGACCGCACUUCGACAGCGUUCUCGAGCACACUCAAAUCCUCUCCUCGCCGGAAACCGCCUUCCAAUCCGGCCAAAUCAGAAGAGUUUGCAGCACCGGCGAUCUCCAAAAAAUGAAAACAAGCAUGCAAACGAGAAGCGUGCUGUCUUCAAGCCCGCUGUCGGCGGAGAAAUCGUUCAUGGAGGAAGCCAAUUUCAAGGUAGGGCGUUACAGCGCCGAGGAGAGGAAGGAGAGGAUCGACCGAUACAGAGCUAAGAGGACUCAAAGGAAUUUCAACAAGACUAUUAAGUACGCUUGCCGGAAAACGCUAGCCGACACACGGCCGAGGAUACGCGGCCGCUUCGCCCGCAACGAUGAAGCCGGAGAGAUUCCAAAGGCAUCAAUGUUUCAGAGAUAUGAAGAUGAUGAUGAGCUUUGGGUAAUAAUAUUCUCCCCUCAAAAAAAACUUUCUUUUUCUGUCUUUUUUUUUUUUUUUUUGCAUAAAGAUGAACAUCACCUUCCUUUAGUCGGAAAGUUUGGUUUGUCGAAUCUUUUAUUGAACUUACCAACCUUGACAACAUCGAUUUAUAUAUAUUAAAAUGGUCACGAUCGCGACUUAGUUUUUCACCAUCACUAUUAUAUAAAUUUUUACAAUGAUGUCACAAGAAAUUUUUAUAUAGCAAACGGCGGCGAUGGUCCCCUAUCAUUUUUAUAAUUUAAUAGGCAAUAUAAAUGAUAUAAUAAGUUAUCAUGAGCAACUAAUUAAAUCAAGCUGUGAAUUUAUGAUGAAUUCAGACAAAUCUGCAGAUGGAAGGGCUUCACGAAGAAGACGAGGAGCAAAUUGCGCCAAAGAGAGCCUUCUUCAACGUGCACUAUCAGAACUAUAGAUUCUAAAAUGCUACACUUUUAUUAGAAAGAUCCAAGUGACCAAGUUGAAUAAGUUUAGUUAGGUGCGGCUAAUGUCUAUUUCAAUGUAAUAGUAAGUCCGAUGUUUUUUUUCUUUAGUUAUUUAUCUUAUUAUCGUCUCAAUCUGUAUAUAUUGAAACCCAAAACAAAUUAAUAAUAAGUUGAGGUUUCCCGGUUUAUGAUUA